UAGACAGCCUGUUUGUGCGCUCCGAGGCUUUCAGGGGACAAGUCUAACUGGGCACGCUAAAUUAUUUGUUGACAGAGGAACCAUUAAGGACCUAAACUUGGGGACUUAUGCUUUUUUUGGACUGUGGAUUCCCUACAUGACAAGCUGAAGAUCAUGUCACUCCCAGAAGAGGAUCUCACAUGCCCAAUAUGCUGUGACAUCUUUACGGACCCUGUUUUGCUGUCAUGUAGCCACAGCUUCUGCAGGAGCUGUCUGAAGCGCUGUUGGGAAACAGGGUUACGUGUGUGUCCAGUAUGCAGGAAGAAAGCCUCCAAGGCCAGUCCUCCCACCAAUUUGGCUCUGAGAAAUGUCUGUGAGGCUCUUUUGCAGGCCAGGGGGAAUUCGGCGCUGGCGGAAGAGAAGAUGAACUGCAUUCUGCACGGGGAGAAGUUAAAACUCUUUUGCCUCGUUGACAAACAGCCUAUCUGUGUGGUGUGCCAGUCUUCUAAACUGCACAAGAGUCACGACUGCUCACCUAUAGAGGAGGCAGUGCUGGACUGCAAGGAUGAGCUUGCUUUAUCCCUCAAGAACUUGCAAGAUAAAGUGGACAGCCUCAAAAGAAUUCACAAGACCUCCACAGGCGUGUUCAAGUACAUCAAGAGUCAGGCACUGGAAACACAGAAACUUAUCAAGAGCCAUUUUGAGGAGAUCCAUCAAGCCCUCUACCAAGAGGAGUCGGACAGAAUAGCGGCUGUGAAGAAAGAGGAGGAAGAGAAGAUUGCAGGAAUGAAGGAUAAGAUUAAAGAACUUUCUGCAGAGGUGCUGUCAUUCACAGAGACCAUCUCAGUCAUACAGGAGCAGCUGAAAGAGGACGAUAUUACCUUGUUGAAGAAUUUCAAAGACAUUCAGGACAGAGAAAAAAGCACAGCCUUUGGUUCAGACAACAUGUCCGGGUUACUGAUUGAUGUGACCAAGCAUCUCUGCAACCUAAAGUUUAAAGUCUUGGAGAAAAUGCUGGAACACAUUGACUAUACUCCUGUUAUUUUGGACCCAAACACAGCACACCCCUGCCUCAUCCUGUCUGACAAACUCACUUCCCUCCACUACUCAAAGCAGCACAGCUGUUGCCCUGACAACCCAGAGCGCUUCCACAUGAGCGCUGAAGUUGUAGGCAUGGCCGCGCUGGGUUCAGGAAGCCACCACUGGGUGGUGGAAACAGGAAGUAAUCAGGACUGGCUCCUGGGCGUGGCCUCUUCUUCUGUGUCUAGGGACUGUGAGAUCUCUGCUCGCCCUGAGAACGGAUUCUGGACUUUGUGUUUCCGGGACGGAGAGUUCAGGGCAAUGACCUCCCCGCCCACCACACUUACAGUUACAACAGCGCCAACACAAGUCAAAGUGCAACUGGAUUACAACAAAGGGGUGGUGUCUUUCUUUGACCCUGCUGAUGACACACUCAUUUUUGCAUUCACACACAUGUUCACGGAAACUUUACUUCCAUAUUUUUAUACACAGAGCAGUCAUCCAUUGAGAAUAAUGCCAGAGAAGGUACUUGUCACGAUGUUGCGUCAAUGAGUGGAUGAAGGAUUUAUUAAUUAUGAAGGAAAAUAUGAUCCCAGUCCUAUUUUGAUGGAUGACAAACAAUUUUAAGUUUGGAUCAAUGGAUUGAUUGGAUGUAAUGUUAAUUUCUCUUAAAUAAGUAUUACUCAUCCAAGUAAUUUUGCUGCUACAAAAACAUAUUUUUGCUACUUAUUCCUCCUUAAAUAAAUCUUCUGCUGAGAGAUAGAUAAGAACAUUGAUAACACUCACAUGUCUGUACAACAAUUAAGAAUCUACUUACGGUUAGCUAAACUUAGCAUAGCAUAAAUCCUGAA
Anoplopoma fimbria (sablefish) is the source of this 1850-nucleotide messenger RNA. RefSeq names its product zinc-binding protein A33. Lineage: Eukaryota; Metazoa; Chordata; Actinopteri; Perciformes; Anoplopomatidae. The transcript has 6 exons. The record is from RefSeq and is a predicted model, not a curated record. Gene Ontology annotation, molecular function: protein binding; zinc ion binding; ubiquitin-protein transferase activity. Bases 154 to 1551 code for a protein of 465 amino acids. Gene Ontology annotation, biological process: protein ubiquitination.